This is a messenger RNA of Protopterus annectens (West African lungfish), 5116 nucleotides long. It is a transcript of the gene ABTB2, whose product is annotated as ankyrin repeat and BTB domain containing 2. The record is from RefSeq and is a predicted model, not a curated record. NCBI's taxonomy places the organism in Eukaryota, Metazoa, Chordata, Ceratodontiformes, Protopteridae. Bases 517 to 3576 code for a protein of 1019 amino acids. Gene Ontology annotation, molecular function: protein heterodimerization activity. The transcript has 17 exons.
CUUCCUUGCUGCGCUAACUUAUAGAAGGUUUUUAUUUCACAUCAACACUUCUUCUGCAUUUUGGCGUCCUAAAUUUCUAAAUCUGAAUUAAAUAAGGUCUCUCAGCUGCUACAGUUUAUUCCAAACUAGUAACCUAAUGAAUCGCUUUUUGCAGAGAUUCGGUUUACUUAGGAUUGUGUUUGUGCAGGGUGUGGAGGAGCGAAGUGUCCGAUACACAGUACGAGGCUUUGCAGAGGAAGAGCUGGCGAAAAUGUGAAUCACCAGGCAUGUCAUACUCAUUGAAACAGCACUGCACUGAACGCGAUGAAGAACAAUUUGGAUUUGUUUCACAUGAUCCAAAGAAUCCCAACUUCUUGUAGUCCAGAAGUGGUAUGCGAAAUAAAACCUUAACUGAAAGUGGUGCUGGGCUGAGCUGGAAAGCUUAAAUAUACUUGUAUGACUGAGUAAUGUGAGGCAAUUUGUUCCUAUCUCUUUAGCCAAGCUCUCAGGAGGCUUGAUGACUGUGCCUUUACUGCUAUGGCUGGGUUACAUGGCUCUGCCUUGAAGACCCUAGAGGAUUUGACCUUGGACUCGGGUUAUGGAGCAGGGGAUUCCUGCAGGUCUUUGAGUCUGUCUUCAUCCAAAUCGAAUUCCCAGGCAUUCACACCAGCCCAGCACAGAGCUAAUUGGUGGUACUACUCUGGCUCCAUGAAUAGUCGUAACAACAGCUGGGACACUGUGAACACUGUACUGCCAGAAGAUCCAGAGGUAGUCGACAUAUUUUCCAAGUGUCCCAAGCUCCCAGAUCUGGAAGAAUUUCCAUGGACUGAUGAGGAUAUUGGAAAGAUUCUCAAAAAAGAAAAGGUUGAAGGAAGUGGCAAAUUCUUCUCUUAUGAAGCCACCAGAAGGCUAUCCUUGCUUCUUAAAAGGGCACUAAUCCGAAUCUCCAGGGAAGCCCAGCGACUAAGUGUAAUGCACUCCAAAUGCACCAGAUUUGAGAUUCAGAGUGCUAUGAAGCUUAUUUUGAGUUGGACAUUGUCUGAAAAUUGCAUCUUAGCUACUGUCAGGUCUCUUUCUUUGUAUAGCAUGAGUGCUGGAGAUGGGCUGCGAAAGGGAAAGUCUGCUAGGUGUGGCCUAACUUUCUCUGUUGGGAGGUUUUUCAGGUGGAUGGUGGACACCAGGAUCUCAGUAAGGAUCCAUGAGUAUGCAGCUAUCUCUUUAACUGCUUGCAUGGAGAGUCUAGUAGAGGAGGUCAAAGCACGUGUCAUGGCAGCUCAGAGUCAUGAUGGGAAUACUGGAUCUGAAGUUACUGCUGAACUACUGGAAAUAGUUAUCAACAAUGAUGCAGAGCUCUGGGGAGUCCUACAACCUUAUGAGCAUCUCAUAUGUGGAAAGAAUGCAAAUGGUGUGUUAUCCUUGCCUGCCCACUUCAGUGUGUAUAACGAUUCUUCCUUGAGUAAAGAUGGGCGCAUUGAUACUUAUGCACAGCUGGAGCUACGAACAUUGGAACAGUCACUGCUGGCAACCUGCGUGGGCAGCAUUUCAGAACUGAGUGAUCUGGUGUCACGAGCGAUGCACCACAUGCAGUGCUUGAAUACGAUCCGUCCUGGGAUGAGCCCCAUUCGACAAAGCAGGCAACAACAGCAAGCCAUUACAUGGUCACCUGAUGCACUUCAUACACUCUACUACUUCCUACGCUGUCUGCAGAUGGAAUCUAUGGAGAACCCAAACAUUGACCCUCCCCGAAUGGCUCUCAGUAAUGAAAGGCCCUUCAUGCUUUUGCCUCCCCUGAUGGAGUGGAUGCGAGUAGCUAUUUCUCAUGCUGAACAUAGGCGCAGUUUAACAGUAGACAGUGACGAUGUACGACAGUCAGCUCGAAUGCUUCUCCCAGGACUGGACUGUGAGCCUCGGCAGCUGAAGCCGGAGUGCUCAUUUAGUUCCUUCAGAAGGCUGGAUGCAAAGGCAGUGACAGAGCGUUUCCAGCAGGACCUUGGCUUCAGAAUGCUGAAUUGUGGGCGAACUGACCUAAUCAACCAGGCUAUUGAAUUGCUGGGAACAGAUGGAGUAAAUACAAUGGAUGACAAGGGUAUGACUCCAUUAAUGUAUGCCUGUGCGAUGGGAGAUGAAGCCAUGGUUCAGAUGUUGAUCGAUGCUGGAGCCAAUUUGGACAUUGCAGUUCCUGGCAUCUCACCUAUGUAUCCAUCUGUAUAUCCAGACAGCCGGCACUGGACUGCUCUCACAUUUGCAGUGUUACAUGGACACAUCUCUGUAGUUCAGCUACUGCUAGAUGCUGGAGCAAAUGUGGAAGGUUCCACCAACAGCGGCAGGGAUGAUAAUUAUGCUGAAACCCCACUUCAGCUGGCAUCUGCAGCAGGUAACUAUGAGAUGGUCAGCCUUCUACUGAACAAGGGUGCAGAUCCUCUACUGAGCAUGCUUGAGACAAAUGGAAUGACAUCAUCCCUCCAUGAAAAUAUGAAUUGCUUCAGUCAUGCAGCAGCACAUGGUCACAGAAAUGUUCUGCGCAAGUUGUUAACACAGCCCCAGCAGCUAAAAGAGGAAGUUCUCUCCCUGGAGGAGAUCUUAGCAGAGGGUGUAGAAAAUGACACAUCCCAAAGUGGUCACCUCAAUGACGGACAGAUGAAGAUGUGCAGAACACGGAUGAAGGCUCUCCAGGAGGCUAUGUAUUACAGUGCUGAACAUGGAUACUUGGACAUGACUCUUGAACUCCGAGCACUGGGUGUCCCAUGGAAGCUACAUGUGUGGAUCGAAUCUGUCAGGACUGCAUUCAGUCAGUCACGCUUCCCUGUAUUACAGAGCCUGUUGAAGGAGUUCAACACAAUCAAAGAGGAGGAAUACAAUGAAGAACUGGUGAGCGAGGGUCUGCAGCUUAUGUUCGGCAUUCUCAGGACCAUCAAGAAUGAUGCAAUCAACCAACAACUGGCAACAAUCUUUACUCACUGCUAUAGUGACAGCCCUGUUCCAGGCAUUUCAGAAAUCCGGAAACCACUGCCAGCUCGCUUGGAUCCUCACUUCCUGAACAACAAGGAAAUGUCAGAUGUGACCUUCAUGGUUGAAGGAAAGAUGUUCUAUGCUCACAAGGUUCUCCUGAUCACUGCAUCUGACAGGUUCAAGACACUGCUCACCAACAAGAAUGCACAAGAAAGCCAGGGUACUAAAGCAAUUGAGAUCAGUGACAUGAAAUUCAGUAUUUUUCAGCUGAUGAUGCAGUAUCUAUAUUUUGGAGGUACAGAAUCCAUUGAGAUUCCUACAGCUGAUGUACUAGAGCUUCUGUCUGCUGCAAGUCUUUUUCAGCUGGAUGCCCUGCAGAAACACUGUGAAGUCAUCUGCUCUCAGAAUGUUGGUACAGACAACUGUGUUACCGUCUACAGAUAUGCAAGGAUCCACAAUGCUACAGAGCUAGCCUCAUUCUGCGAAGGGUACUUUCUGCGGAAUAUGGCCCAGCUGCUAGAACUAGAUUCUUUCAAGCAACUGAUCUUUGGGAGGAACAGCAAGGUACAGGGACUAGAUCCCCUUAAUGAUCUUCAGGCUGCUUUGGCCAAAAGGAUGCGUUCUGUGUACAUCACUUCCCGAGUGUGAGGAGGAAGAAGAGACGAUAUCACAUGGUACAGAGGAGCCAAGUGUGUGCACACAGCUUCAGAAGGCAUACUGUGGAACAGGAUCCCUGCAGUGACUUUUCCAGUGAACCACAGUUCUGUACUAUUUUAGGCUAUUGUCCUCAAGCUCUUCUGGCUGGCUGGCUGGCUGUUUUAAGAAAGUGACCCUGCUGAAUACUUAAUUAACACCUCACCAUUGAAAAAAUUGCUACAGAGCACCACUUUCCUAACUUUACUUCCAUAGCUUAACUAAGUCUUAAUAUUGUGAUUUACAUAGCAAGGUAAUAUGCUGGCAAUGUAUAGAAGAGAGUCAUACUGAGCAAUAACAGAGGAAACAAAAUGAGGUCAGUGUUCCUGCAGUGAAUAUGUAGUACAGUGAAAUCAGCAGACAGAAACUCAGAUUCACGUAAUGGAGUGAAAGGAGAAUGCUUCUGUGGUGCACAUUUAAAGCACAAUAGAUGUAUUUUAGGGGACAGACUGUAUCUGACCUGUGUUUCUUAGAGCACAGACACUUAAGAACUUUUGUGAGUUGUGCUGAUGGGAGCAACAGUUUCAAAAGCACAUUUGUAGAAUGAGUGAAUUUCUCAGAUAAUUUAUAAAAUGUACCAGUGAUGGCAGCUUUAGAGGGUUACUAGACAUGCAGCUACAUACAGGCACAGAAAAUAGUAUACACUCAGUGUCUCAUGUAUCUCUAAACAAAAAUAAAAGCUUGUAUAAGAUUAGAUUCUGGGUGGAUCAUCAAGAGAAACAGUGCUUUGCAUCAUAACAAGGGAAAAUGUGUUCACUCUGUGUGCUUCAUUCCCACUAGCUAGGCUACAGAGGGACUGAGUCAUCCACACUACUUGCCAAAUUCCAGAUGCUUUUAGUGACACCCAUUUGACUCAGUUUUACUCUUUUAAAACAACAAAAAUACGUAUCAUGGGAUGGUUAGAGUUACAGAAGCAUUUCCAGAGGUCAUUUAACUGCUUUCGUCAGACAUAAUUUUGUUAAGAUUUUUUUUCUUUUUUUGUAUGUGAUGGCAAGGGUGGUAAAACAGUUGCACAACUCAGAAUAUAUCAGUGUUGUUACUAAUCAACAACGGAUUAGUAAGUCAAAUAAAAUAUAGGGUGGUGUACAGCAUUUGCACAUAGGGAUUUGUAGUGAUAAUGGUACAUCACAAUUCUUAAAAUGGGUGAGCAUAUUUUAUCAUAAGCCAAUUUUGUCAUGAAAAGACUGUCGUAUAAUUCUGGCAAACACGACAUUUUUGUCAGAGCUGAAACAUCCACUGAAUUUCAGUGCUGAGAUGGCUAAUGUGGCUUUAUAAAAUUAAUAUCUUUUUAGGCUGCUCUGACUCCCUCUUGCUCACUGAUCCAUACUGCUCUGUUUCCUUUGUGUAUUUUCCUUAUACACAAUACAUAUAUUAUUUUACUUACAACUGAAAAAGUACCAUCAGUCCAAUCUUCCUAUCUUAGAUAAAAAUAAACACAAAUAAAAUAAAAUUAUGACCCGCCAUUAGCCAUCCCUCUACAAAUAGAAUUAACACA